This is a messenger RNA of Naegleria lovaniensis, 1338 nucleotides long. RefSeq lists its product as uncharacterized. The transcript is spliced from 4 exons. Lineage: Eukaryota; Heterolobosea; Eutetramitea; Acrasida; Naegleriidae. Bases 1 to 1338 code for a protein of 445 amino acids. The record is from RefSeq and is a predicted model, not a curated record.
AUGUUGAAUUCAGAUUUUGCUCAAUCCCAUCUCAUCGCAACAUCAUCUGAAAAAACGCAUCAGUUCCUCGAGCUCAUUAAAAAACAAAAUCCGACACUAUCUGGAUUUGUAAAAAUCUAUGCAAGACGAGAAUAUAUCUAUGCCAUUACCUAUCCCGAUCAUCAAAUUUAUUAUUAUCAACAAUUGUAUCAUCAACAUCAUCAACCAGGUAGCCUCCAAGCAAGUCUACUGUUGGAUCCCUUAGAAAAGAAUAAUGAUGGACAAUGGAUUGGGUGGAAACGAGCCUAUUUUGUUGCAGCUUCGUAUAAUUGUUGUUAUGUUUUAGUAGAUCGGAUUGUGGAUGGAAUUAUUUCACCAGAUUUUCGAGAGGGAUACGUCAAUCAUGAGCUACCCAAUGGAGAAUGUUAUGAAAUUCCAAAAAGAUCAUCUGUAGUGGCUUCUGUAACAUGCGACAUGGAUCCAUCAAACAGUGAGUUUGUUAUAUUGAACCCAUCGAAUACAAAGCUUUGGUUGAAAGGCAUUGAUGAGGCUCUUAGGCAGGAUGAAUUCAUCACUUAUAUGGCAUGUGGUGCUUAUACAUUGGUAUUGGUCACCAAUCAAGGAAGACUAAUUGUUGGAGGAUCCAACGGAUUUGGAGAAUGUGGAUAUGAUGGAUACAGCACUGUCCCAACAGCUCCUCAUCCAUUCUGUGAAAAACAUCCAAACGUGAAGUUUUGCAAAGUUGCUUGUGGAGAUCACAACAUUGUUGCUCUCACUCAAUGUGGACGUAUUUUCGUAUGUGGAUACAACUCUUCAGAUGAAUUAGGAAUGAAGAACACGGGCAAUCAAAAACAAAUUACAGAAAGUGUAGAGUUUGCGAAAAUUACACAUUCAGAUCCAGCCAUUGAUGUUGAUUGUCAUUAUUAUGGAGUGAUAUUUUUGACAAGAAAUGGUUCAGUAUAUGUUUCAGGAGGAUCCAAUAGGUCACUCUCUAAACUUACUCUUCCCUAUCUACACAGUGGCACAUUAUUCAACACUGUAACAUCGAUUGGAGCUGGUAGUCACUCAUUUCUAAUUUCUCUUACCAACUCCAAUUCUGAUUUACUCAUGUUAAAAGUUUCAAGAGACGCGUUGAAUAUUUCUGAAGCUGCUCAAAUGAAAAAAGAAUUCUUGAAAGGAAUUUCAUCUCAACAACAACGAAUAGGAAUGACAGGAAGUGAUCAACCAUCAUUUUCAUAUAUUGGCUAUAUUCAACAACGAGCUGUACGUUCUAUUAAGACAUUGCAGAAACAAUUAGCACAACAUCUCACAAAUUGUUUUGAGGACAAGUCAUUUGCAGAUAUUAAUUUCACAUGUUAA